Messenger RNA from Tigriopus californicus, 2654 nucleotides. Its product is annotated as peroxidase-like. Gene Ontology annotation, molecular function: heme binding; peroxidase activity. Gene Ontology annotation, biological process: response to oxidative stress. The transcript has 2 exons. Bases 283 to 2505 code for a protein of 740 amino acids. Lineage: Eukaryota; Metazoa; Arthropoda; Copepoda; Harpacticoida; Harpacticidae. The record is from RefSeq and is a predicted model, not a curated record.
AGACUAGGAGAGGCAAGUGUUCUGGCAUUUGGAAAAUCAAUACCAGAAACAAGAUAGCCUUGCAUAUGCUACUCCUGACCACAACAACAUGUGCAAUCUAAUUUAUUCAGUGUGACGACGAAUCUAUUCAAGAAAGUGUAGGGACAAAACGCUAGCCGUUGUUCUUCAAGGCGACAUCCUUGCUCCGCAGACAUCCUCGAGGUGAAGCGCAAGGUUCAUGGUCUAUCGUUGCUCCAGGAGGGUUUUUCUUCUUCCGUUGAUCGUCUCACAUUUCUUCACGGCAUGACUGGGACUAAAAGUCCUAUACUGACCACGAUGACGAUGCCUCUCUUGGCGGUGGGAUUUUUAUUGUCGAGUGUUUGCAUUUCUUUGAGCCAGGGCCAAUCCUCGAGAGAAUGCGCGCUUAUCAUUUCGGCUCCUGCCGCCAAAUCGUCAAGAUUUGAUCAAGCCAAUCACGCCUUUGGAGGUCCUCCCCCUCCUCAGGAGUUGGUGACAACAUGCAUCACUUUUGAUGCUGUGAACAUUGCCUUUGAGCGAGCCAAGGCAAUUGAAGGUCUCAAGCCCGUUCAAGGCCGUUACUCAUCCGAGGCUAUCGGUGAAUUGGGCACUAUCAUCCAUGAGACCACCCGAUAUUUAGCACAGACCUAUGGCCUCUCUCAGGAUGCCGUGGAUAACGGAUUGCCUUUGAUCGAUACGAGGCGGACUGUCAUUCAGAAUUAUUGCCCACCGUUCCUCAUGACCCCCAAGUGCCAGAUUGAACGCUAUCGGUCCAUUGAGGGUCUUUGUAACAACAUUGAACAACCUCAUUGGGGUGCUUCUAUGCAUGGGCAUGCCCGAUUUCUACCCCCCAAGUAUGCAGAUGGAAUCAGUGCCCCACGCGCCUCCGUAACCGGACAGCCCUUACCAUCGGCACGCUUGGUCUCCACCACUGUCCAUCAAUUCGAAAGUGCUCAUGACAAGGCUGUGACCAUGCUUCUGGUCGCUUGGGGUCAGUACAUUGAUCACGAUAUCACCUUAAGCGCUGAAAUCAAGGAUCCCGUAACAAAGAAAACGCCUCGUUGUUGCAAUGGUGUCCAAUUGAAGGAAUGUCUUCCCAUUGAAAUCCCUCCCCAUGAUCCAUUUUACUCUAAGUACAAUCAAAAAUGUAUGAAUUUCGUCCGAUUCUCGGCCGGACUCCGACGGCAUUGUCGUUUGGGACCCAGAGAGAGUUUUAACUUAGUCACCUCGACCUUAGAUGCCGGCACCACCUAUUCAAACAGUGCUGAAAAAUUACAUGAACUUCGAAGCUUUGAGGGUGGACAACUAAAAAUGUUGCCGUUUUUUGAACGAUUCGGCAUGAGGGAGCUCUUGCCAUUGAACCUGAAAGAACCCGAUGAAGGCUGUAUUCGGCCAAGUCAAGAUAUCUAUUGCUUCUUGUCGGGAGAUCCUCGCGUCAAUGAACAAACCAUUCUAGCCAUGCUUCAUACAAUCUUUGCCAGAGAGCACAACCGCAUUGCCAAAGAACUCGCAAAGGUCAAUCCUCAUUGGGGUGACGAGACCCUUUUCCAAGAGGCAAGACAUAUUGUGGCUGCUCUUCAACAGCAAUUUACCUAUAAUGAAUUCUUACCCAUGGUCCUUGGAAGUGAAGGCAUGAAAAAGCACGGACUUCAACUCCUGGAUACUGGUUACUUUGACGGAUACGACCCGAAAGUGAAUCCCAGUGUGACCACGGCCUUCACCACUGCUGUGUUCCGAUUCGGUCACUCGCUUUUGCCCUCUAGAAUUGAGAGAUGGAGUAAGACCCAUCGUUUCGUGGACCACCAGAAACUCAGCACCAUGUUACUUCAGCCUUACGAUCUGUACAAGCAAGGCUGGGGUGACGGCUAUCUUCUCGGGAUGACCAACCAAGUGGCGCAAGCUAUGGACGAUUCCAUGACCACUGAAGUGCAAAACCAUUUGUUCCAACCUCCAGGAAAGGAAUUCGGUCUCGAUUUGCUGGCUCUCAACUUGCAACGAGCUCGCGAACAUGGUGUUCCUUCCUAUACGGAUUUCAGGGACCUCUGCGGCCUUCCUCCCGUAGUCACCUUUGAUGACUUAAGGAGCUACUUGCCCAACAAAACCGUUAACGCUUACAAACAAGUCUACGCCAGUCCUCAAGAUAUUGAAUUGUUCUCCGCCGGUAUCUCCGAAUGGCCUAUCCAAGGUUCUAUGCUCGGUCCCACUUUCUCUUGUCUCAUGGGACGGCAGUUCAACAAGUUCCGCUACGGUGAUCGCUUCUGGUAUGAAAACAGUGGUUGGCCCAGUAGUUUCACAUUGGAGCAACUGCAAGAAAUCCGCAAGGUUCGCUUAUCUCGACUGAUUUGCGACAAUGGUGAUGACAUCGAAAGCGUCCAAGUUUAUGCUAUGGUCUUACCGGACCAUGAUAUAAAUCCCCGUGUGCCAUGCAAGAGUGGAAUUCUCCGGAGUAUCGACUUCUCAAAAUGGCGUGAUGCGACUUUCCACUCGUCCCCUAAUGGGCCAUUCUAGUUCAAAUAGAACCCGCUAACCAGGAGAGGGUGAAACGCUACAAUUACAAAGUAUAUAUUUAUUCACGUAAAUUAUAUAACACUCGUUUUGCUCAAAAUGCAAUGCUAUCCGAACUUGACGGCAUUCAUAAAAUAAACUUUUUUUGUUUA